Molecule: messenger RNA, 933 nt
Organism: Mesitornis unicolor (brown roatelo)
Lineage: Eukaryota; Metazoa; Chordata; Aves; Mesitornithiformes; Mesitornithidae
Product: ribonuclease 3-like
Exons: 6
Biological process (GO): regulation of gene expression; pre-miRNA processing; primary miRNA processing
Cellular component (GO): nucleus
Molecular function (GO): double-stranded RNA binding; ribonuclease III activity
Source: RefSeq, a predicted model, not a curated record
CUGUUAAGAAGUUCUUUGGUGAACAACAGGACACAGGCCAAGGUGGCAGAAGAGCUGGGUAUGCAAGAAUUUGCCAUCACUAAUGACAAGACAAAAAGACCUGUAGCUCUUCGAACUAAGACUUUGGCUGAUCUCUUGGAAUCUUUUAUUGCUGCCCUAUACAUUGAUAAAGAUUUGGAAUACGUUCAUACUUUCAUGAAUGUCUGCUUUUUUCCACGGCUAAAGGAGUUUAUUUUAAAUCAGGAUUGGAAUGAUCCUAAAUCUCAGCUCCAGCAGUGCUGCUUGACUCUCAGGACAGAAGGAAAAGAGCCAGACAUUCCUCUUUACAAGACUUUGCAGACAGUGGGACCGUCUCAUGCCAGGACAUACACAGUAGCUGUUUACUUCAAAGGAGAAAGAAUAGGAUGUGGUAAAGGCCCGAGCAUUCAGCAAGCAGAAAUGGGAGCUGCAAUGGAUGCACUUGAAAAAUAUAACUUUCCCCAGAUGGCCCAUCAGAAACGGUUCAUUGAACGGAAGUACAGACAAGAGUUGAAAGAAAUGAGGUGGGAAAGAGAGCAUCAAGAGAGAGAACCAGAUGAGACUGAAGAAGCACGGAAGUAAAAGGAGGGCACAGAAGCAGUGGCAUAUUUACUUACUUAAUAACUCUUACUAUGGCCUAUGGAGACCUAACCUAGUUUCUUGCAGAUGAUGAAUGAAGAGUGCCUGUUGAUAUAAAAUAGAAAAUCAUAAUCUCUUCUUUAAGAAAGUGUGUGUGUAUAUAUAGUAUUUCUUUAGUUUGGUUUUAAGUGCAGUUUGUUUGGCUUUUUAAUAAGAUUUGGUUUUAAAUACUUUUAAUUUUUAUGAGAAGUUAUGGGAUUAUUUUUAUUAUUUUUACUGUCUUGUAUGAAGUAAUAAAGUAUUAAUUUCAAAAGCCUGCAAGAGGAAAAGCUGUUU